GCACUGGCAGGAGAGAGGUGUGGAGGUGUGGCUGAAGUGACAGGUGUUCGAGCCCCUCACACCCUCCAUCCAUUCGCCUCCUAUUAGCAUGUGCACACUAGCAAGGUGACGGAAGGUUAGCCUGGCACGAGGAACACGGGGGCCGCAGGGACGGGGAGAGGCUCUUCCUGGAGCACUGCCAAUGUGCCAUCCAGAUGUCUGAGUGUGCCAGCCCCCCAGAGAGUCCAGUGAUCAUCGGCAAGAUGGACCACCGUCGCCACCGGUAUCCGUGCUGCAUUGUGUGGACGCCUCUGCCCCUUCUAUCGUGGUUCUUGCCAUUCAUUGGACACAUGGGCAUUGCAUACUCCUCUGGAGUCAUACGGGACUUUGCUGGGCCCUACUUUGUGUCUGAAGACAACAUGGCCUUUGGCUGGCCCACCAAGUACUGGAUGUUGGAUCCUUACCGUGCACAUGGAGGUCCUGCUGCAUUUGACAACAGCAUCCAGCUCGCCUCACAGGAGUACCAGGGGAGGAUGCACAACUUGUUUUGCGACAACUGUCACUCACACGUUGCCAUGGCACUGAACCUGAUGCACUAUGAUGGCAGCUCCAACUGGAACAUGGUCAAGUUAUGCUUCCUAAUGCUGAUUCAUGGAAGAUAUGUCAGUUUCAUGGGAUUCAUCAAAACAUGGUUGCCAUUCCUCUUUGUUGCUGGAGGAAUCAUCGCUUUGGUUGUUCUGGUGUGAAGUGUGUUUGUCUGAGACAAGAAAGUCACAUACCCAAGCAGCCACACGAGGGGACUAGUGGCAGUGUUCGGUGAUGUCCACGACCACAGACUUGCGCCACCCGAAGAGGAAGUAGCCAAAGCCUGCCCCCAGGACCGUUGCUAUGCACAGCCAGCCAUUGUAUGUCAUGAAGAUUAACAUGAGGAAG
This is a messenger RNA of Eriocheir sinensis (Chinese mitten crab), 912 nucleotides long. Its product is annotated as transmembrane protein 222-like. The coding region runs from base 195 to 725 and encodes 176 amino acids. The record is from RefSeq and is a predicted model, not a curated record. Lineage: Eukaryota; Metazoa; Arthropoda; Malacostraca; Decapoda; Varunidae. The transcript is spliced from 6 exons.